Panicum virgatum (switchgrass) is the source of this 1140-nucleotide messenger RNA. RefSeq lists its product as uncharacterized. The record is from RefSeq and is a predicted model, not a curated record. The coding region runs from base 533 to 769 and encodes 78 amino acids. NCBI's taxonomy places the organism in Eukaryota, Viridiplantae, Streptophyta, Magnoliopsida, Poales, Poaceae. The transcript has 2 exons.
CGGCGAGGCAGCACGUGCAGCCACUGCGCGGCGCCCAACAUGGCCGCGCACGCCGCUUGUCCCCCGGAUCUUGCCUCCCCAACGAACACCUCCCCCUUCCUUCUCCAACCAAUCACCUCCUCCCGUCGUCGUGCCGCCGUGUGCCGUGUAGCGCCCCGUCCUCCCUCCCGAUCCUCUCCCCCACCUCUCCUCUCCAUAAUAUAUACUCGCGUGAUGCCCACACAGCGCCAUGAUUAGGUCUCGCUGCUGCUGCUGCUGGCCUGCUGCUGCUGCUGCUGCGAACUAGGAGCUCCUUCCGUUAAAGUAUUAUCCCCUUUCUGAAGUCUGAACAGAUUGCCCAUCCUUCCUGAAGCUAGCAGCGCCUUCGUCCAUACUCCAUAUAAACCGUGCCCCCUGCGUACAGAUCAGCCUGCUGUUGAUUUGGCCUGGCCAGUCAGUGGCGCCGGCCAGACAGAGCUGAGAGCACUCUUCUUCUCUAUCCUACCCCUCUCCGCCGGCAGAGGCUUGGCCGCUAGCUUCCGCGCGUGCUUGUAUGGGUUCUUGGGUGCGCACCAUCACGACGCCGUUCCGGAAAGCCUGCAACGUCUUGGCCCCGCAGAAGGACGGCAAGAAGCUGCAGGAGCCGAACUCAUCAGCUAUGGUGGAGCACGUCGACGCCGAGAGAGCCAAGCUCCACGGGGAGGUGAUGGCGUGCGCCUACGAGGACGUGCAGGUCAUGUGGUCCAUGCUCGACCAGGCCAGGAUCCGGGGCCUCAGUGGCAGCUCGUGACCUCGCGCCACCAAUCGUCCGUUAAGGCAUUAUUCCUAGGGAGCCGCAUGGAUGGACAUGGAGUACAUAGCAAAAUAUCUUCCCCCUCACCAAAAAAACAUUCCGGGGCCACAUGCUUUCUUGGAGCUUGAAGAUGAUGGAUCAUCCGAGCUAUUUUUAUCUGGAGUAGCUAUUUGCCGUUUGCGCAGAUCUCAUCAGUCAAUCCCUGAAACUGAGUCCAUUUUGUACGUAGCUAGAUUUAGCUUUGCUUUAGUUUUGGAGGUUGCUGUGAACAGGUUGAGUUUGAAUCCCCACAGGCACUCUGCUCUUUAAAAGUGCUUGGUUUGGAGAGAUGUACGUCACCACCCAUUGGGAUCCCGCUCGUUGCAUUC